Molecule: messenger RNA, 1491 nt
Organism: Arabis nemorensis
Lineage: Eukaryota; Viridiplantae; Streptophyta; Magnoliopsida; Brassicales; Brassicaceae
Source: the annotation of a GenBank genome assembly
AUGGAAUUGAUAUUAGUUGCUUUGUGUCUAACCCCUUUCUUAGCCAUUUUCCUAAAAACACUCAUCAAACGAAUCACUACCACAAAACCUAAGUUGCCAUCUCCAUGGCGACUUCCGGUGAUAGGAAACCUCCAUCAGCUCAGUCUUAACCCUCAUCGUGCUCUCCAUACUCUCAGCCUCCGCUAUGGACCACUUAUGCUCCUUCAUUUCGGGCGUGCUCCUGUUCUCGUGGUCACUUGCCCUGAUGUAAGUCAUGACAUCAUGAAAACAUACGAUAUUCAGUUCGCAAACAGGCAGAAAUCAAAAGCUAUUGAUAUAUUCAUGGAUGGUGGUCGUGAUAUACUAUUUUCCUCUUGCGGAGAAGAUUGGAAGAACAAGAAGAGUCUGUGCGUGGUGCAUCUGCUCAGCAACAAAAUGGUUCGGUCCUUUGCGAGCUUAAGAGAAGAAGAAAUAAAAUUAAUGACAGAUAAACUUGAAGAAGCAUGUUCAUCUUCUUCAUCAAUAAAUCUCAGCAAUGUCCUUAUGGCUCUUACAAACGAUGUCAUAUGCAGAAUCACCUUUGGUAGAAAAUAUAACAGCAAGGAAGGUGGAAUUGAUGUCAAGAAAUUAGUGAUGACAUCCUCUGAGUUUUUUGGCAAAUUCUUUUUCGGAGAUUUUAUUCCGAGUUUGGCAUGGAUCGAUAGGAUCCGUGGCAUAGAUGAUCAAAUGAAGGAUAUGAAUAACAAGUUAGAGGGGUUUUUAGACAACACGGUGCAAGAACAUGUAGAUGCUGAUCAUGAAGAACCAUCAGACUUUGUUGAUGUGUUGCUAUGGCUUCAAAAAGAUAAAACCAAAAAGUUUCAGUUUGACAAAAAUGACAUAAAACUCAUCCUCAAGGAUAUAUUUUUUGCGGGAACAGCCACAACUGCCUCACUACUAGAAUGGACACUGACAGAGCUAUUUAGACAUCCAAAGGUUAUGAAGAAACUUCAAGAUGCGAUUAAAUCAGUUUCGAUGCAUAAUUCAAAUGUAACGGAGAAAGAAGUUGAGCAAAUAAGUUAUUUACAUGAUGUGAUCAAGGAAGGGCUACGGUUGCAUCCCUCUGGUCCAUUACUAUUCAGACUACCAAGUGAAGAUGUCCAACUAAAAGGAUACAAUAUUGCUGCAGGGACACAGGUGAUAAUCAAUGUUUGGGCAAUCCAACGAGACCCUGCGAUAUGGGGACAUGAUGCAGAUGAAUUUAGACCAGAGAGGCAUUUAGAGUCGAAUUUGGAUUUUAACGGUACUGAUUCCAAGUUCCUUCCAUUUGGAGCGGGGAGAAGACUGUGCCCCGGUAUUGGAUUUGCUAUGGUCAUGGCCAAACUGAUACUAGCCAACAUUGUAAAACGGUUCAACUAUAGAGUCGAGGUCGGACCAACGGGAGAUGAUAUGCCUGAUCUAGCUGAAGCAUCUGGUAUCGAUGUUUGUCGCAAGUUCCCUCUCAUUGUUUAUCCAUCAGUUGUGCACGCGUGA